AUAUGAUCACUUUUCACAUGACCGAUGGUCUAUCGUCAUCGCCCAUUUUCUGUCGUUUUAUGACAAUUCUGGGCUAAAUACUUACUUUUAGUCCGCAAACGUCCACUAGCUUUAGUAAUAAGCCUUCAAAAUGGCGUUUAGCUUAGUGUUCACGUUGUUAGCCCUUAGCGCGGUAAGUUACGCGACCAAUGUGCCAGUGUACCUAUGGGGCGAUCUGGCCAAGACUUCGCUAAAAGCCAGCCCCUUAUACACCGUGGAACCCGAAGAAUUCAGUGGUAUUCUGAACGAGGAGCUCUCCAGGGACCCUUUCACGGUGAUAUUCAUCGAAGAAACGUUGUCUGUUGAAGAUUUUUCACGUAAGAACGCCGAAGGUAAAACAUCGUUCCCGUUUUUGAGGGCCAACGUCCGUAACUCGGCUUAUUUGCCGUCGGUGGAGAACGCGCUGGGCGCGCUGAACAAGCUCGCCGAUCCCGAGAAAGUGAAUCACGUGAAGCUUACCGAGAACGGGUUGUCUGCUGAAAUUGAGCCAGAAAGUGGCAAAUUCUUAUUUAUCAACCUUAAGGACGCUAAAGAGGGGGAGUCACGUUUUGACCUGCUACGCCGCCACAAUGACUUCAUGGAAGAUAUGUUCAGCAAGCUCCAGGAGCGUUACGAGACAGUUGUGGCUAUAUAUACUGCUCACUUCCCAUCUUGGACGGUCAGCCACUCCCGCGUCCGUCGCCAGGCUCAGAACGAGACCCAGAGCGACAGCUCCACUUUGACGCUCGACGGGCUACUCCUGGCGUACAAAAGCGUCAGACUGAUUGAUGAUAAUGAUGAGACUGUGUUGACGGGCAUCACCGGGUCUUCUGUCAUUGAUGCUAAUGCUACGUCGCCUACGCAGAACUCCACCCUUACGUCUGGAGAGAACACCAUUGUUCUGUACUUCACGCAGGAGCCAGGAUAUUGGGUUUUGCAAAAGGCGUCCUGGUCCAACAGCACCGAGUCCAAGGAUCUAACACCAGCCCAGGACCUGACGGUGCCGCUGGGCUUCAGCUACCGCUGCGCGCAGAAUGUGUCCUUCUCGCAUGUCAAUGACUCCAAGCAUUUCACCCUGACCUUCACCGAUCUGAAGAUCCAGCCAUUCUUCAUCAACAACUCGAGCGGCCUCGAGUUCGGGGACUCGCUCAACUGCGUCGGCUUCUUCACGGCCCCCAUCUGGGCCUCCCUCUUCGUCACCUUCAUACUCCUCUUCAUCAUGUUCUUCGGCAUUAUGAUGAUGAUGGAUAUCCGCACCAUGGACCGCUUCGAUGACCCCAAGGGUAAGACCAUCACCAUUAAUGCGGCUGAGUAAAUUUCUGAGCGGGUUUGAGACAAUUAUACAUCAAAAAAAAUUUUUUUUUUACUUUUUUUGACAAUUAUACAUAAGCCCAAUGUCCUUUAUAUAGGUUUUUUUUUGCUUUUUGUCCCUUUAGGAUGUCUUGUUAAACAUUUUUGUAAUUUGUACAGUGUUUAUUAUAUUAUAUCUUAACCCCCUUAUUCAUAAACGUUUACUAAAGUUGACAAGCCGAUAAUAAUCGUUUGUCCCUUUCCGACGUAUUGGUAUGAUGGAAAGGGACAAACGAUUAUUAUCGGCUUGUCAACUUUAGUAGACGAUUAUGAAUAAGGGGGUAAUAGUUUAAGUAUUAAUUUUUGUUUAUUAAAGUUUGAAUGUAUGUCAGUUUUUUUUAAAACAGCAUUUUUUUAAAUAUUUAAUUUUAUAAUAUAAGUGUUACAUUUUCAACCGGCCUAAUGAAUAAAAUCAAUGUAAUUGUCUUAAACCCCUAGCGUAAGCGUACUAAACUAAGUAUAGAACCUCUAUAGAGCUCAAAAAGUUUCCAACUAUUUAUUAUGAAUCGUUAAAAAAUACGGCUGGAUUCAUGCGAUUUUAGCCUUUAUGACAAAAGGAAUACGAUCGAAUAUGCAUAUAACUCGCUGAAAUUAGCCUGUGUUCCUAGUAAUAUACGGAUAUAUAUGAAAAUUGGUGCCUCUAUUCACAAUACUAGUGUUUAACAUAUUUCUAAUGCUUUUAAAUUCGAUUGAAUGAAUAUAUUCAGUAUUGCUUAAAUUAUUUAAAAUAUAUAAAAUGCCUAUGUUCGGUAUAGCUUGUUAUAUCUUGUAGAAAUCCGUUUAUGUAAAUACAGGAAUGUACAGAUGCGUCACUCAGGUCAUAAGAUCUCUCAAGGUCAACCAGUAUAAGAAGUUAGGGUUGCCUACUACAAUAAACACAAGAAAUAUUUUCAUCUUUGAUUAAUAUUUAUUUAAUCAUUAUAAAAAUCGGAAAAACCUACGGGGAAGUAACUGUUUUUUCUUGUUUUUACUUCCCAUGUAUACAGUAUACAAUUAUUUACCUAUCCGACUAUUACGAGUGUAUUAAGUUGAAAGUAUACUGAUUCAUGUUCCAUUUUAAAUAAUUUUGUAAACCAGUAACUUUAUAGAAUUAAAACCGAUCAUGUGCCUACGAUCUACAUAAUUAAAGUAGUUUAUAAAAUGCAUGUUUAAAAGCAAAAAAACCCUAUUUGAUUUUCGACUCUAUUGAAUCACAUUAAGGUUCAUUCCAUUUAUUUGGGAUUUUUUUGCUUUUAAACAUGUAAAGUAGAUUGUUAUGGCUUCUUAGAUAUAUUAGAAGGUGCGAAUAGAACACUACAUACAAAGUUAAAGGACUGUUUUUAAUGUUAAGCUGAACACCGAAUAAAGUCAGUAGAACGUG
This is a messenger RNA of Cydia fagiglandana, 2728 nucleotides long. It is a transcript of the gene VhaAC45, whose product is annotated as V-type proton ATPase subunit S1. The record is from RefSeq and is a predicted model, not a curated record. The coding region runs from base 131 to 1333 and encodes 400 amino acids. Lineage: Eukaryota; Metazoa; Arthropoda; Insecta; Lepidoptera; Tortricidae. The transcript has 3 exons.